AUGGACCCACACAAUGGAACAGGGGCCGUGGAAUUCCUCCUCCUGGGACUCUCUGAUGAUCCACAAGUCCAGCCUCUCCUCUUCUGCCUCUUCCUGUCCAUUUACCUGGUCACCAUCACGGGGAACCUGCUCAUCAUCCUGGCCGUCAGCUCGGACCCCCACCUGCACACGCCCAUGUACUUUUUCCUCUCUGCCCUGUCCACAGCUGACAUUGGCCUUACCUCUACCACGGUGCCAAAGGUGAUUUGGGACAUCCACACUCAGAGCAAAAUCCUCUCUUAUGCUGGUUGCCUGGUGCAGUUUUCACUUUUAUAUAUUUUUUCUUGUUUGGACAGUGCCGUUCUAGCUGUGAUGGCAUAUGACCGUUUUGUAGCUAUUUGUCACCCCCUGCACUACCCUGUCAUCAUGAAUCCCCGCCUCUGUAAACUUCUUUUGGCGUCUGUUUUUAUCAGUAUUUUGGACUCCCAGAUGCACUGUCUGAUGAUAUCACUGCUAACCUUUUGUGCUCAUGUGGAAAUCCCUCAUUUCUUCUGUGACCCUCCUCAGCUGCUGAGGCUUGCCUGUGGGGACACCUCCACUGACAGUCUGCUGAUGUAUGCUUUUGGUGCUAUCUUUGGUGGUGUUCCAAUCUCAGGGAUUCUUUACUCUUAUACAAGAAUUGUGUCAUCAGUUUCAAGAGUCUCAUCCAUGGGUGGGAAGUACAAAGCCUUCUCCAUCUGUGGCUCUCACUUGGCCAUUGUUUGCUUAUAUUAUGGAACAGGUGUUGGUGUGUAUCUCAGCUCAGCUGUUUCCCAUUCUACCAGAAAUGAUGCACUGAUAUCAGUAGUAUAUUCCAUGGUGGUCCCUAUGCUGAACCCCUUCAUCUACAGCCUGAGAAACAAGGAACUCCAGAGAGCCUUCCAGAAAUUUCUCAGUAGAACAACUUAG
Sorex araneus (European shrew) is the source of this 927-nucleotide messenger RNA. Its product is annotated as olfactory receptor 7E24-like. Bases 1 to 927 code for a protein of 308 amino acids. NCBI's taxonomy places the organism in Eukaryota, Metazoa, Chordata, Mammalia, Eulipotyphla, Soricidae. Gene Ontology annotation, biological process: G protein-coupled receptor signaling pathway. The record is from RefSeq and is a predicted model, not a curated record. Gene Ontology annotation, cellular component: membrane. The transcript has a single exon. Gene Ontology annotation, molecular function: olfactory receptor activity; G protein-coupled receptor activity.